AUGGCUCUGUCCCUGGCCGGCGAGUCGAUUCCCGGAGACGGCGGAGACUCGCUCGGCAUGAGCCCCGCCGGCCUCGCCUCCUACUACCCYUCUUUCCUUCCUCCCUCCCAGUACUUCGAGACGCCCCCCGACUUCUUCCAGCCCCUGAAACCUCUGGGCGGGCUGGUCUCUUCCUCCCCGCCUCUGCCUCCGUUCACCUUAAGCAGGGUUCCCCCUCUUCUGAGUCAGCCGCCCCCCCUGCCCGCCGAACCUUUCCCCAACCUUCACCUGCCCUUCUACACCAAGCUGCCGGCCCCCUUCCCUCCCGGUGAGGGCUCGGCCCUCGGGACGGGGGCCCCGGUGUCGCUGUCGCCGCCCUACCCGAGCCCCCCGMGCACGGCUGCCCGCAGCCCGGCAGACGGGGCGGCGGGGCAGAGCUACAGGUACCACUUCACCGAGGAGGAGCUCAACGCRGUGCUGUACGGGGCACUCCGGAGCAGCCAGCCCACCGGGAACCUCCACGCCAUCUCGGGGCUCCGGGUGUCCCCCGCCAGUUCGGGUAAGGGGAUAUUCGACGGCGGCGAGAGGGGCACAGGCCCGCUGUCACCCGCAGGGCUCUCGGUGAUGCGGGUGGCCUACGGGGACGUGUCCCAGCUCGGAGUCUUCUGUACGGACCCCAUCCCGAAAGGAGUCCGCUUCGGCCCUUUUCAAGGCAAAGUGGUCAACACCAGCGAGAUCAAGACUUACGACGACAACUCGCUGAUGUGGGAGAUCUUUGAAUACGGUGGCCUGAGCCACUUCAUAGACGGGAAGGGCGCCGCUGGUAACUGGAUGUCCCUGGUGAACUGUGCCAGGUUCCCCGAGGAGCAGAAUUUGACGGCAAUCCAGUGCCAGGGACAAAUCUUCUACGAGACCUGCAAGGAGAUCUUCCCGAAGCAAGAGCUGCUGGUGUGGUACGGCGAUUGCUAUGUGCAGUUCCUGGGCAUCCCCAUCAGCUUGAAGGGCAUGGCGGAGGGGAAGAAACCUCCGCAGCACCCCGAAGAAGCCGGGGAGAGCUUCAAGUGCGAGCGCUGCGGCAAAGUUUUUGCCUACAAGUACUACCGGGACAAACACCUCAAGUACACCCGCUGCGUGGACCAGGGGGACCGCAAAUUUCCUUGUCACCUUUGUGACCGAUCCUUUGAAAAAAGGGACAGGCUGAGGAUCCAUAUUCUCCACGUUCACGAAAAGCACAGACCUCACAAGUGCUCCGUGUGUGGGAAGAGCUUUUCUCAGUCCUCCAGCCUGAACAAACACAUGAGGGUUCACUCUGGGGAGCGCCCCUACAAAUGUGUCUACUGCAACAAGGCGUUCACAGCAUCCAGCAUCCUGCGCACUCACAUCCGCCAGCACUCGGGGGAGAAGCCCUUCAAGUGCAAGCACUGCGGCAAAGCCUUCGCCUCGCACGCAGCCCACGACAGCCACGUGCGGCGCACGCACAGCAAGGACAAGGGCUGCACGUGCUCCGUGUGYGGCCAGCACUUCCCCGGGCAGGAGGAUUACGACUUCCACAUGAAGAUUCAUGCUGCUCAUUAG
Molecule: messenger RNA, 1554 nt
Organism: Malurus melanocephalus (red-backed fairy wren)
Lineage: Eukaryota; Metazoa; Chordata; Aves; Passeriformes; Maluridae
Gene: PRDM14
Product: PR/SET domain 14
Exons: 6
Coding region: 1-1554 (517 amino acids)
Biological process (GO): regulation of transcription by RNA polymerase II
Cellular component (GO): nucleus
Molecular function (GO): RNA polymerase II transcription regulatory region sequence-specific DNA binding; protein binding
Source: RefSeq, a predicted model, not a curated record